Molecule: messenger RNA, 978 nt
Organism: Miscanthus lutarioriparius
Lineage: Eukaryota; Viridiplantae; Streptophyta; Magnoliopsida; Poales; Poaceae
Source: the annotation of a GenBank genome assembly
AUGGCGGCGGCGGCGCUGGACAUCGCGGAGCUCUCCUUCUCCGACCUAGUUGUCCUCCUAUCUCCCGAGACGCCUGUUAACGACGGCCGCUCCGCCGCGUUGUGGACACCGUCGCGGCCGAGCUCGGCCGAGGAUAAGAUACAGGAUUGUGACCAACCUGAGGAGGCUAACGGUGAUGAUGAUACGGAGAAUCUUGGUGACCUCGUUAAGGAGCUUGGUUUGUACAUGAUGGAGCUUGGGAUUUUGGUUGCACGAGCUUGCGAUAUUGUCAUCGGUAGAGGUCAGCUAGAGCAGAGCAUCACCGACUUUGGGACGGCAAAGGCGAGGCUCAUUCACUACCAUUCUGAGCUGGAUAACAAUGUCAUCAGGGAUAAGAGCACAAAGAGGAAAGGUUCGGAAUGGCACUAUGACUAUGGAAUCCUCACUGUUUUAACAGCACCAUUGUUCCUGAGAGCCUCUGAUGACGAAAAUAGUUUGGUCAACCUGGAAUGUCAUCCUCCUGAUGGCCACACACACUCGCAGUUAUGCAAUGGAAGGAAGAUAUUCUCUGUUAGAUACUCUCCUGAGAACUUCAUUGUUCAGGUUGGAGAGGCAGCAGACAUCUUGUCCCAAGGGAAAUUGAAAUCUACACUUCAUGCUGUGAGUAGACCUUUGAGUUCCACAGACAUCAGCCGGGAGACUUUUGUUGUCUUCCUACAGCCCUCAUGGGACAAAACUUUAGCUUAUCUUGGUUAUUCUUUAGAUGAAGGUGAAUCCAUUCUUAGCAAGGGGACUUCGGCCGUCAGUGAUGGAUCAACAGGGCCUUGUGAUGAAGAUGCAUUUAUGCAAGGAAUUCUGAAAAAAAAUUCCCCCUCUGUUAUCAAGGCUAAAAGAAGGGAUGACAUUUGCAGAAUUUUCUCGUCAGACAACAAAACAGUAUUAUGGUGGCAGUGGCGUCCAACAGAACAAUUGAGCACUAGCAAUGCAAUGCAGUUGUAA